Molecule: messenger RNA, 1210 nt
Organism: Homalodisca vitripennis (glassy-winged sharpshooter)
Lineage: Eukaryota; Metazoa; Arthropoda; Insecta; Hemiptera; Cicadellidae
Exons: 4
Coding region: 129-1109 (326 amino acids)
Source: RefSeq, a predicted model, not a curated record
GCUUUGACAUAUAAAUCUAACAAUGAAUUCAUAACUCAAUCUGUUAUCGAAACUCAGACUUGUUUACCUUUCAGGUUAUUAUUUAAGUUUUGAGUUUUAUACAUUAUACCAACAUCAAUUCUUACAAAAUGUUAAAUUUAAGAGUAUCUACAGAUGUAUAUGUUCCGAAGUUGUUGCGGUACAUGGCAUUUUCAUCUGCUGGCUUCAGUGAAAAAGCAUACAAGGAACUACUUAAACACGUAAACAAUCAGGAUAAGAUUAAAACAGAAAAAUUUAGAAGAUUGGUUUCAUAUCUGUGUGAAAGAAACAAUCGUGUAACAACGUACAAAGGGAGUGACAGAUUUUCAAUCUUCUCAGAAAAAAAUAACAUUACAGUCUCUGGUGCGAAUGAGCGGCAAUAUUCAAGGGAUAUCACAAACGUGUAUGACUCACCGCCGGAACCUGAAAAGCUCAAACCAGAAAGCGAAAGUUCUGUACAUAGUAUUACUACGUCUACAGAUGUAAAAAGGGACCAAGAUGUACCUCUAGGAGAAACUUUUAAAGCCCUCUCCAAAGACGGCAGUCUAGCCAAGUUGAACGUGAUGGGAUCUGACAAGAAAGUUUCAAAGGAGAUUUCGGCUCUGUUGUCUUCGGGAUGUCCAAACAAGGCUGCUGGGGCCAAAUGUAACGCGGACCUGUCAUCCGCUGCUCUUCCUCUCUCGCUACAUCGCAGUGAUGCCAACAUUCUGACAGCCGCCGUUGUGCAAGACCUGAACAAUGUGUACGUGAAAGCAAUGGAAUCGCUAGACAAGAGGUUGGUAUCGGUGCAAGAGCAAGGGCUGGUACUGUACAGAACCCUGGAAUACUACAGAACCCAUCCUGACAAGGUGCAGGACUGGGCGAGACAGCAGGCGCUCUUGCUGGCAGCUCUACGUGACAAAACCGCGGUGUGGUGGUGUGAGGCCAAGUCCGCUGCUGCCGGCACUCCGACCACUAAGGCGACCAAGACCGACAAGACGGCGCAGCUUAGCCCCUUCGAUAAAUUAAAAAAAGCCAUCGAAGCACUGAAGGCUAAACUUCAAAAGAAGGUCGACGAAAAACAAAAAGCAGUCAGUGAGAAGAAAAAGUGACCUCCAUGGAUGUUAAGUGGUGACUUUUUACAUAUGUACAUUUUAUGUUAUCUCUACGAAUGGUACAAGAUAUUAUAAAUUUACAUUGUUGAAGCAUAUCA